Molecule: messenger RNA, 1835 nt
Organism: Esox lucius (northern pike)
Lineage: Eukaryota; Metazoa; Chordata; Actinopteri; Esociformes; Esocidae
Gene: phf10
Product: PHD finger protein 10
Exons: 12
Coding region: 134-1603 (489 amino acids)
Cellular component (GO): npBAF complex
Source: RefSeq, a predicted model, not a curated record
CGUUCACUUUACAAUAGGAACUGUUGUUUGUGGAACAGUAAGUCGUUUUGUUGUUUCCAGUCGGUAACAUUAUUUCUCUACGUUUGCAUCUCGGAAGCUGCUGUAGUUACAGUAGUUAGUAGUCCUGAAAAACAUGGCUACUGUUUUCCAACCCAGACCUUGUGAUAGCAACCCUGCAACCCCGGGAGCGCAGUCUGUAAAGGUACAUUUGGAUGACAUUGAAGAAGUGUCAAACGAUGGCAGUCAAGCUCCGAAAAGGCGGCGCAUGGGUUCAGGUGACAGUUCCAGAAGUUGUGAUACUUCCAGUCAGGAACUUGGGCCCACAUACUUCUCAGCAGAAAAUCUGACUGAGUACAGGUGGCCCUCAGAUGGCAGCGGGGAGUACUACAUGUUGCAAGAACAAGUCAGUGAAUAUCUGGGAGUCACUUCAUUCAAGCGAAAAUAUCCAGAUUUGGAAAGGAGAGAUCUCUCCCACAAAGAGAAGCUUUAUCUGAGGGAACAAAAUGUUAUCACAGAGACCCAGUGCACCUUGGGCCUGACUGCUUUGCGAAGUGAUGAAGUAAUUGAUUUGAUGAUCAAGGAGUACCCAGGCAAACAUGCUGAGUAUUCUGUCAUUCUCCAAGAGCGGGAGCGCCAAAGGAUAGCAAAAGAGUACUCUAAAAUGCAACAACAAAACCCUCAGAAGGUUGAAGCCAGUAAAGUGCCAGAGUACAUAAAGAAAGCUGCUAAGAAAGCUGCUGAGUUCAACAGUAAUUUCAACAGGGAAAGGAUGGAAGAGAGAAGGGCUUAUUUUGACCUUCAGACACACAUUAUCCAAGUACCCCAAAGGAGGUAUAAAGUCCUUCCCCCCGAGAGAACCAAAACCGGACCCUAUCCAGUGGCCCUCAUCCCUGGGCAGUUCCAGGAUUAUUACAAAAGGUACUCUCCCAACGAACUGCGCUACCUGCCCCUGAACACGGCCCUGUUUGAGCCUCCCCUGGACCCUGAGCUGCCUGCCCUGGAAAGCGAUGGAGACUCUGAUGACGCGGAAGACAACAAGAGGGAGGAGGGAAAGAAACAUUCCGACAGUUCUUCUGGAAACACGUCGGAUGGGGACAGUCAGGACAGCGGAAUGCAGUCAAAGGCCAAGGCCAAGGACAGAGCGUCCACCCCAGCUAAAGAUGCCACCCUACGCCCCAAUCAACACAAAUCUGUCCCUGGGUACAAGCCUAAGGUCAUACCCAAUGCUAUAUGUGGCAUUUGCCAGAAGGGUAAGGAGUCCAGCAAGAAAGGAAAGCCAGAAGCUCUCAUUCACUGCUCACAGUGUAGAAACAGCGGUCACCCAUCCUGCCUGGAUAUGAGUGAGGGGCUUGUGGGCCUGAUUAAGACCUACCCAUGGCAGUGCAUGGAGUGUAAAACGUGCACAGUAUGUGAGCAGCCACACCAUGAGGAGCAGAUGAUGUUUUGUGACAAGUGUGACCGGGGCUUUCACACCUUCUGUGUAGGCAUGGACUCCAUCCCUCUGGGUUGUUGGGUUUGUGAGUGUUGCAACAAGGAGUUUUUAACCCCGAAGAAAAAAGGUAGAACAAAACCCCCCCACAAGUCUAAAUCUGCCCAUAAAUAGAAUGCAGAGGAGACAUUGAUCAAAUUAACAAGCCUGUCCUCAAAUGCAAACAAGUGUUUUGAUACUAUUUGUACCUUUGUGCUAAAAUUCUGUUGAUACAUUUUUGUAAUUGUGUGUGUGUGUGUGUGUAUAUAUAUAGAUUUUCUUUUUGCUCAGUUAAAUUUGUAAUUUUCAUUGUGACCAAAAUGUUGUAUUUGUUUUUUUUGCCAAUAAAAGAAUCAAUCCAUGACCA